AUGCCAAUGUAUGCUGAAUACUUGAAGGAUGUAGUGAUUCUUGUAGAUUUGGAAACUAUGGCACUUACUAAGGAGUGCAGUUCUAGGGUGAUGAGUAAACUUACCAACAAGAUCAAUGACUUUAGGAGUUUCAAGGGUGAUGAGUCCAUGCUUUGUGUGACAUGGAGCGAGUAUAAAUUUGAUGCCCCUUCAGUGUUAAAUACUCUUGGUUUGGGGAAACCUAGGUUUUCUAAAGUGGUUCUAGAAAUUGCAGAUAGAUCAAGAGUCUUAUCUUCUGAGAGAAUCAUUGAGGACGUGCUCAUUAGAGUUGGUAAGCUUAUAAUUGCUACUUAUUUUGUCAUUCUUGAUUAUGAAGCAGAUGAUAGGGUGUCAAUUAUACUAGGACGUCCAUUUUAG
Messenger RNA from Capsicum annuum, 396 nucleotides. RefSeq lists its product as uncharacterized. NCBI's taxonomy places the organism in Eukaryota, Viridiplantae, Streptophyta, Magnoliopsida, Solanales, Solanaceae. The record is from RefSeq and is a predicted model, not a curated record. The transcript has a single exon. The coding region runs from base 1 to 396 and encodes 131 amino acids.